GGCAACUUCAUCGGCAAAGGUCAAUUUGGCACAGUCUACCGAGCUCUCAACCUCGACACAGGUCAAAUGGUUGCUAUCAAGCGUAUUGCGCUCGACGGCAUGGAAGACCACGAGAUUGACGAUGUCAUGCGAGAGGUGGAGCUCCUCAAGAGGUUGGAUCAUCCCAGCAUCGUCAAAUAUGAGGGGAUGUCUAGGGAUCCGGAUUAUCUCAGUAUCAUCCUAGAAUUUGUGGAGAAUGGUUCUCUUGGAUCGGUGCUUAAAGCUUUCGGGAAAUUCAACGAGCGUCUCGCCGCCACAUACACUGCCAAAAUUCUCGAAGGACUAGACUACUUACACCGGGAAGGCGUGGUACAUUGCGAUCUCAAAGCUGCCAAUAUCCUCUCGACGAAGAACGGGAAUGUCAAAUUGACAGACUUCGGGGUAUCACUCAACACCAAGGCCAUGGAGAAUAUUCAACAAACUGCUAUGUCCGGUGUGAUGGGGACCCCCAAUUGGAUGGCUCCAGAAGUCAUCAACCUUGAUGGUGCGCGACCACCAAGUGACAUUUGGUCAUUGGGAUGUACGGUAAUUGAAAUGAUCACCGGCAAACCUCCAUUCUCGGAUGUCAGUCAUCCAAUGGCCGUGAUGUGGCGAGUGGUUGAAGGUGCUCCGCCAAAUCCUCCGGAAGGUUCAUCAGAUGAUCUGACACACUUCCUCUCACGAUGUUUCGAGAAAGACCCAGAUGUCCGACCUACCGCCUCUGAACUGUUUGAGCAUCCAUGGAUUAAGCGGUACAACCCCGGCCUGGUGAGUUCCCUUGUGGUGACACAAAUGAAGACCGACGGUUGA
Messenger RNA from Tremella mesenterica DSM 1558, 828 nucleotides. RefSeq lists its product as uncharacterized. The annotation marks the transcript as partial. The record is from RefSeq and is a predicted model, not a curated record. The transcript is spliced from 5 exons. NCBI's taxonomy places the organism in Eukaryota, Fungi, Basidiomycota, Tremellomycetes, Tremellales, Tremellaceae. Gene Ontology annotation, molecular function: ATP binding; protein kinase activity. Gene Ontology annotation, biological process: protein phosphorylation.